CUCCAUAUCAGCGCGGACUGCAGGAGGACCGGCAGAGAUUUGGAAACAUGGCGCUGUGUAGUGUGCUGCGAAGUGAGUCUGCGGAUUUCUCCGCUUCUCAGGAUCAGUCCUGGGCGUUCGGCUGUGGGCUGAAUCAGACCGACUUGUGCUUCGGCGCCACAGCCGGAGAUUGCCUCAAUUUCGCCGUGAAUCCGCUGGGAGAUGAUGAGAGUCCUGAGCGGAAAAUCGAGUUUCUCCAUGGAACCACCACCUUAGCCUUUAAAUUCCAGCAUGGCGUCAUCGUGGCCGUAGACUCCAGAGCAACUGCUGGGUCCUACAUUGCGUCUCAGACGGUGAAGAAGGUUAUUGAGAUUAACCCGUAUCUAUUGGGCACCAUGGCUGGAGGAGCUGCAGACUGCAGUUUCUGGGAGCGUCUGCUGGCCAGACAGUGUCGCAUCUACGAGCUGCGCAACAAGGAGCGCAUCUCUGUGGCUGCUGCCUCCAAACUGCUGGCUAACAUGGUCUACCAGUACAAAGGAAUGGGGCUCAGCAUGGGCACCAUGAUCUGCGGCUGGGACAAGAGAGGGCCAGGGCUGUACUAUGUGGACUCUGAGGGCAACCGUGUUUGUGGCGACCAGUUCGCUGUGGGCUCCGGUUCCAUGUACGCCUAUGGCGUCCUCGACAGCGGCCUCCGCCAGGACCUGACCGUGGAAGAGGCCUGCGACCUGGGCCGGCGCGCCAUCUACCAGGCCACCUACCGCGACGCCUACAGCGGUGGACAAGUCAACCUGUACCACGUGCACAGCGAGGGCUGGAAGAGAGUGUCCCAGGAAGACGUGCUGCAGCUUCACCAUCAGUACCAGAGCCAGAAAGCGUAGAGGCUGAGAGGUGGAGGAGGAGAAGGAGGAUGCUAGGACGGAUGUGGGGGUGCUGUAUCCCACCGGACGGCGCAUGGAGCCAGAACUCGCUUGGCCGGCUCCCUCGGAGUGCGAGUGGGCUUCUGUUCCUCUGAUCACACAUGUAACCACAGUUACCAAACCCACUCUCAAUAAACCCUGGACUUGUUUUUUGCUA
Molecule: messenger RNA, 1053 nt
Organism: Astyanax mexicanus (Mexican tetra)
Lineage: Eukaryota; Metazoa; Chordata; Actinopteri; Characiformes; Acestrorhamphidae
Gene: psmb5
Product: proteasome 20S subunit beta 5
Exons: 4
Coding region: 48-857 (269 amino acids)
Cellular component (GO): proteasome core complex
Molecular function (GO): threonine-type endopeptidase activity
Source: RefSeq, a predicted model, not a curated record